AUGACGGAUAAUAUUAGAAGUGAAGAUAACCUGAGCCAUGUUUUAGUAAAGGUUCAGGACGAUUUGAAACGACUGAGACGGGACGUGGAUCGCAUCACUGCGCAGAGGAAUGGCGAAACGUUGGACCUUCAGGCGCUGAACGCUGCCAUCAGCAGAACAGAGGAUACAAUCAGAAAACGGGCUGAGGAGUACUUAAAGAUAGUGAACAGACAGAUGUUGAUGCUCCCGCCUAUUGAAGACGUUGAGAAGAAGACUGUGAAGAUUCCUAAAUGGAAACCAUCUACUGAGGCUCUCCUAGAAAUACAUCCUGAGAAACAUCAGAAGGUUUUGAUUUCACCUGGAGAGAAACACAAGGCAGCAUUUACUAUGCGUUUAUUGUACAACCCCACUCACCCACUGAACAGAGACCUCAUGCACCAGAGAUACGGCAUUGAACUCCCAGAACCACCCAAGAGAGCUGGAACCAAUGUGAGUUCCCCAUGUGUCAUCAGUCUAAUGGACAAGGCUUUUCCCUCCUCAACGGCUUACCUCCGUCUGACCCCAGUUCAGUCCAAAGCAGCCUACCUACACCAGAGAGAAGACAUCAUUGUCAACAAGACUGGCGUCUUGAAGCCAGACAAACGUCAGAAGGAGGUGAGCUGGGGUAAGAGCGUUGAGCAGGUUCAUGGCAGGACCCCAGCGUUGGGUGCCUCCAAGGCCUCAAACGACAAAACACUCCUGAUUCAGGGAACGUCUCAGCUCACCCCGGUCACUCCAGAGACUGCCCUGGUGCCGUAUACGGGUAAGUACUCCUUUAUCAUAAAGGAUGGGCGGAUAGACCCGGCUGCGGAAGACUACUGCUGUUUUAAGCAGCAUUACUGCCUGUGUUGGGAUGGCCUGGUGGAGGUGUUAAGGCAGAUUCAGAGGCUGCUGAGGGACUUUGCUGUGCCCCUGGCGUGGGUCUGUGGGGAACGGCUUGUGUCCCUGGUGCAGAGCGGGCAGUUCGGCUGGACUGGAUUUGGCUCACGGGCAAGGUACGGCUCUGUGGAGCUGCUGCUCUCGGUGCUAGAGAACAGAGAGGAGGUGUGGAAGCUCCUCCGGCAGCCUGGCCGGCGUUACAAGGGGGAGGGAGGCGUGGAAGCGGCUGCCAUCCGCAUCCAGGCCUGCUGGAGACGCUACUACACGCGGGCCGCCUACCUGGCCCAGCGCAGGCGCAAGUGGGCGGCCGGAACCAUUGCCAUCUCCUGGCUGCUGCACACCCAGCUGUGCAGGGUGAGAAAGAGCCUGCAGGUGUCUCGCUACCGCCACCUGGAAAACUUCCGCAGACGGACUGAACAUCUGGCAGCCAACUGGAAACACAUCAGCUCCUCCAGGAGAACCAUCAUCCACAUCCCUUCAUUAGGAUAUCCUCAGCAUCAGCGUUUUGGAUUAAGCGGCUUUGACAUUCUUCAGAACACACAGAUGGGCCGACUGUGCGAGGUCAGAGAUGAGAACGUGGAAGUGAUCUAUGUAUGUCCAGUCCAGCUGACUGAGGAUGUGCUCCAGUAUUACAAACGACUACUGGUGAUGGCAGAGGACGCAAACGCCUCUACACCACAAGUAUCCUGUGCUGAACGCUUUACCGUCCUCACGCCUGAGGCAAGGGCAUAUUUUCCACUGCACAACAUGUGUUUGUCAACACUGUUGAAGUACAGUCCACGAACAUUACAACGCAUCAGACUCCAGAUCACGGGAAAGCAGGCGUACAUUGUGAGUGGCGUGGCCCAUAUCGAUGACCUAGCCAUCGCAGAUGAGCUGGGAGUGCCUGUACUGGGCCCAGAGCCUGGCAUAGCCCAGUUAUACAGCACCAAGUCUAGAGCAAGAAGGAUCUUUGCCAGCGCAGGGGUCGACGUACCCCCAGGACAGUGGGACAUUUGCAUGAAAGAGCAGCUGUAUGACAGUCUGGCCCAGUUAAUGGCUGAUCAUAUGGAGGUGAAGCGAUGGCUCUUUAAGAUGGACAGUGAAAUGCGUGGUUGGGGAAUGGCCUAUGUGGAUGUGAGCAACCUCAGCUGCCACUCUUGGGCCCAGCAGGAGUUCAUCCGACAUGAGCAGGAGCACUGGAGAAACUCCUGGGUUCAGGUAAGGAUCUGGCAAAGUUUCCUGGAUGAGGUCCCGUACCUGCUGUUCCACCAUGCAAAGCUGCUGAGAACAUCCAGAUACCGAACCUGGGACUGUUUUAUGCAAGACUUUCUCAAACAAGGUGGAGUAAUAGAGGCCUACCCUCCAUCAGACAGCGUGACAGGUCUAGCGGUGGACCUGCUGGUGGAACCGGAUGGAGAAGUGAAGAUGCUUUCCUGUAGUGAUCAGCUUUAUGGUCCCAGAGAACUGGAAACCAUUGGUUGCUCCAUGCCCCAGACCUCUGUGUGUCCUGAGACCCUCUACUCUAUUUGCAUUCGCGUGGGACAGGCAUGUCGGCAGCGCCGGAUCCUGGGGUAUCUGUCCUUAGACCUUGUCACCUUCUUGGACCCCAACACCCUGGAGCAGCAGGUGUGGGUCGUUGAUCUGGAUCUGGGUUACAGUAACCAGCUUGCUAUGACCCAGUUGAUGCUUAUGAUGACUGGAGGGACUUUGGACUGCCGCAGCAGCCGCCUAGAGGUGCCCAUACAACGAGCAGCAGUCAGGAGUCGCUACGCGGUGAUAGGUAGCCGACUGCUUCACAGUAACAUCUCCAUGAUGUACCACAGUGUGUUCUUCCAGAUCUGUAAGGCUCGUUGCAUAGCCUUUGACAUCAAGGAAAGGCUUGGCACAGUGUUUGCCCUACAUGACAGUAAGGAGAGAUACAGUCUUGGUAUGAUAACAAUCUCAGAGGAUCUGCAGGAAGCACUGCUGACCUUUGCCCGAAACCUGUCGUUCAUUCAUCAGGAGAUCUCAUCCCCAAACAUGCAAGGAAAGACUAAUUUUAAGGACGUGAUCAAAGCCAUUGAAGGAGUGUUGAGUGUGAUUAAACAGAACGAAACAAUCGCAGAGAAAGAAGAGGAGAAGAUCGCAUAG
Messenger RNA from Chanos chanos (milkfish), 3009 nucleotides. It is a transcript of the gene iqch, whose product is annotated as IQ motif containing H. The record is from RefSeq and is a predicted model, not a curated record. Lineage: Eukaryota; Metazoa; Chordata; Actinopteri; Gonorynchiformes; Chanidae.